Drosophila yakuba is the source of this 940-nucleotide messenger RNA. RefSeq names its product MAGE-like protein 2. The transcript is spliced from 2 exons. The record is from RefSeq and is a predicted model, not a curated record. The coding region runs from base 24 to 719 and encodes 231 amino acids. NCBI's taxonomy places the organism in Eukaryota, Metazoa, Arthropoda, Insecta, Diptera, Drosophilidae.
UUGUUCGACUUUGUGUGAUCAACAUGCGUGUCCUCUUUUUGCCUUUUGCAGUGGCUCUCUUGGGAGUGGUCGGUGCGACUUCUCUGUCCAGGACAUACUUGCCGCCUCAAGUGCAGCGCCAGGUGAUCUCUGUUCCCAGGAUUGAAGUUCAGCCCCAGAUCAUUCAGCGCCAGGUGGUUCAGCCACAGAACACCUAUCUGCCACCUCGGGUGGUGCCACAAGUGAUUUCCGUUCGUCCUGCUCCACAAGUGAUACAGAUAGCUCGUCCUGCUCCACAAGUGGUACAGAUAGCUCGUCCUGCUCCCCAAGUGGUGCAGAUAGCUCGUCCUGCUCCCCAAGUGAUCUCCGUGGCUGCUCCUCGUAACACCUAUCUGCCACCUCAAGUGAUUAGUCCUGCACCACAGGUGGUGUCCAUUGCUCGUCCUGCUCCACAGGUGGUUUCCAUUGCUCGUCCUGCUCCACAGGUGGUGUCCAUUGCUCGUCCUGCUCCACAGGUGGUGUCCAUUGCUCGUCCUGCUCCACAGGUGGUGUCCAUUGCUCCCCAGGUGGUAUCCAUUGCUCGUCCUGCUCCACAGGUGGUGUCCAUUGCUCGUCCUGCUCCACAGGUGGUGUCCAUUGCUCGUCCUGCUCCGCAGUUGAUCUCGGUAGCUGCUCCGCGCAAUAUUUACCUGCCGCCACAAGUCAUCGCUCCCCGGAACACCUACCUGCCGCCCCAGUAAGAUGCAUCAUCAUCCGAUACAACAUUUCUAAGCAACCACCAACUCAACUGGUUUGUGGUUUAACCCACAACACCAACUAUAUUCUAAUGCUAAUUCUCCAUCACGGCAAAGAAAUGCAAAAAUACAUUUAAUGAGUUUAUUUGUGUGUCUGACUUGAUACGAUUAGCAUAUUCUCAAAUUGGUGCGAAAAAACAAUAAAGAAAGCUUUGAAAGAUAAACAA